GCCUCUCCCCAACCAAUCUCCCAUUUUUCAAUUAUCAAAUUUCACAGAAAAUCUUACUAUUUCAGCUCAGAGCAUACAACCAAUGGUAAUCAAAAUUACCCAUUUUGUCUAAAGCUGCAAAUUUUCACUUCCCCUAUUUUUCUCUGUUUUCCCCUGUUUCUGUAAUUUUCCGGCGAGAUGAACCUACCAACGGGACACCCAUCGCCGCCGAUGUCGGCGAGGAGAGAGAAUCAGAUCAAGAUCCAAGGACCAAGGCCCAGUCCGCUGAAAAUCAAUAAAGAUUCUCACAAGAUUAGAAAACCUCCGGUUGCGCCCAAACCCCCUGUUCCAGCCCCUGUACCGGCUACCGGGAACCAACCAGUCAUUAUUUACUCAGUUUCCCCAAAACCCAUAUUCGUAGAAGCGUCGAAUUUUCGGUCAAUCGUACAACAUCUUACCGGAAGAGAGUCAACGGCUUCAGAAUCAAGCGUUUCUGGGGAAGUGCCGGUAUCUCCGGCGGCGAGAUUUGCUUCGAUAGAGAGAACGAGUCCAAGCGAGAGGGAUAGAAGAGAGAGAAGAGGAGAUGAUGUUAGCGAGAUGAUGACGAUGAUGAUGAUGGGAGGAGGAGGUGAAGGUGGAGGAGAGAGAAAUGAUGGGUUUGAUGUUUUAGAUAUGAGUCAAUUUCCGGGGAUAUUAUCACCGGCGCCGGCGAAUUUGCCAGGUAUAUCGGCGGGAAUGUUUUCUCCGGUGGCGGAGGGGUUUGGAUUUGGGAUGAAUGAAUUGUUAAUGAGUCCAUUUAUGAGUAAUAUAAGCUUCUUGCCAAGUCCAUCAUCUCUGUUUUUCUCUAAUGCUCCCAUUGUUUCUCCCUCUCCUUCUUCCUUUGGUGAGCUAUUCAACUUUGACUCUUGACUUUUGUUUCCUCCCCUUUUUAGUGUAAAACUAUUUAGGUUGUUGUUUGAGUGGUGUACAUUAAUUAAUGUAGACUUAAUAUAAAAUAUUUCGUAUAUCUUAUUGUUCUUGUUUUACAUCUAAGAAGUCAAGAGAUAAACAAGAAUUAUCGUAAA
This is a messenger RNA of Spinacia oleracea (spinach), 1043 nucleotides long. Its product is annotated as protein MKS1. The coding region runs from base 178 to 888 and encodes 236 amino acids. NCBI's taxonomy places the organism in Eukaryota, Viridiplantae, Streptophyta, Magnoliopsida, Caryophyllales, Amaranthaceae. The record is from RefSeq and is a predicted model, not a curated record. Gene Ontology annotation, cellular component: nucleus. The transcript has a single exon.